Molecule: messenger RNA, 1983 nt
Organism: Lonchura striata (white-rumped munia)
Lineage: Eukaryota; Metazoa; Chordata; Aves; Passeriformes; Estrildidae
Source: RefSeq, a predicted model, not a curated record
CCGACCCGCCUGCUCCAGAGGGAAUAUCGGGAGAAAACCCCGACCCGCCUGCUCCAGAGGGAAUAUCGGGAGAAAACCCCUUUCUGCCUUCUCCAGAGGGAAUAUCAGGAGAAAACCCCGACCCGCCUGCUCCAGAGGGAAUAUCAGGAGAAAACCCCAUUCUGCCUUCUCCAGAAGGAAUAUCGGAAGCUGCCGCUAUCCGAGCAGGGCUGGGGAAGGACGCAGCACCUGCCUCCCCGCCGGUUUUUAAGUAAUAAACCCAAAUCCAGGCGCCAUCCCAAAUCAUUCCCGGUUCUAGAUGGACGUGUCCCCGCCGUGUACCGACACGUGUUCGAAGGGAAUUUAAGGAACAGCGAAGCGGUGAUUAAAAGGUACUCGGAAUUGCUGGAGAGGGUGAAGAAAGGAGGGGGAGAAAACGCCGUCCUGCGGCACACGCAGCGCAACAAGAAGGUGUUGGUGCGGGAGCGCCUGAGGCUGCUGCUGGACCAUGCGGAUUUCCUGGAGCUGUCCCCGCUGGCAGGGCUGGACCUGCCCUACGGGGAUGUCCCUGCUGCCGGCUGCCUCACGGGAAUUGGCAGGAUCUGUGGGGUCUGGUGUGUCUUCAUUGCAAGUGAUGCCACUGUGAAAGGAGGAACCAUUUACCCAAUUGGAGUGAAAAAGCAAUUGAGAGCCCAGGAAAUUGCCAUGGAGAACAGGCUGCUGUCUGUGCACCUGGUGGACAGCGGGGGAGCCUUCCUACCCCUGCAGUCAGAGCUGUUUCCUGACAAGCUGCACGGUGGCAGGAUUUUCUACAACGAGGCAAUCAUGUCUGCCAUGGGAAUCCCUCAGGUGGCCGUGGUGUGUGGCUCCUGUGUGGCUGGAGGUGCCUAUGUGCCCACCAUGGCUGAGGAAUCCGUGAUCAUUGAUAAAAUUGGGACACUGUUCCUUGCUGGGCCACCCCUGGUGAAAGCUGCCACGGGAGAAGAUGUCUCUCCUGAGGACCUUGGAGGAGCCAGGCUUCACUCACAAGUCAGUGGCUGCAGUGACCAUUUUGCACUCUCAGAAGAGGAGGCCUAUGAGUGCAUUCGUAAUGUUGUCUCUACCUUAAACUGUGAACCAGUGCCACAGCAGGACAGGGAACCUGACAGUCCCUUGUACAGCCCUGAGGAGCUCCUGGGCCUGGCACCACUGGGUUACAGCUGCACUCUUCCUGUCAAACUGGUUCUGAGCCGGCUGGUGGAUGGAAGCAGAUUCCAGGAAUUCAAGGCUACUUAUGGAACAACACUAGUGACAGGAUUUGGCCAUGUGGAAGGGCACUUGGUGGGGAUAGUGGCCAGCAAUGGGGAGCUGGCUCACGAUGCUUCUCUCAAGGGCAGCCACUUUGUCCAGCUCUGUGGCCAGAGGGGAAUUCCCAUCCUCUUCCUCCAAAACACUGCUCCACAGCCAGCAGGGCCUGCAAGCAUCUCACAGGCAGAGGCUCAUUCCAAUAGGCUGAAGGCUCAGGCCUCCAUGAUGGCUGCAGUUGCCUGUGCUGCUGUUCCCAAAAUAACCAUUGUCAUUGGAGGCUGUUUUGGGAGUGACAGCUACAUCAUGUGUGGGAGAUCAUUCAGUCCAAACUUUCUGUUCCUGUGGCCCAAUGCAAGAGUUGGUCUUGUUGAUUCUCAACAUUUCCCCACAGUCCCACCAGCUGGGGACUGGACAGGAGAGGAACUGGAGCUAAAACAGCUGAAGGCAAAGCUAGAAGAAGAAAGCAGUGCCUUUUACUCCUCUGCCAGGCUCUGGGAUGAUGGGAUCAUUCUACCUCAAGACACCAGGAAGGUGAUUGCCCAGUGCUUGGAGAUCAUGGAACAGAAGAAGUACCACGCUGUGUCUCCCUGUCCCCAUCCCAUCAUCAGGAUGUAACUGCAGCCCCCUCAAACCAGAACCCUCUACCAGAACUCUGAGUAUAAACAUUUUAUAAUUCUUUGAUACCAUUAAUAAAAGUGUUGAACAACUGAAGACAAA